AAGACCAUCCACGCCUUCUCGAUGAAGACCCUGACGCCCGAGCAAUGGGAGAAGCAGAACCAGUAGCUCGCCGUCGGGUUGCCAGGUCCGUCGGGGAGCA
This is a messenger RNA of Penaeus vannamei (Pacific white shrimp), 100 nucleotides long. The record is from RefSeq and is a predicted model, not a curated record. Lineage: Eukaryota; Metazoa; Arthropoda; Malacostraca; Decapoda; Penaeidae.